AUGGAUGUCGAUUUCCAAUUGCAAUUAAUUGUUCUAAUUGACAGAAGUGAAGCUUACAAUCCUCAAUGCAGAGAAUUUUUGGAAUUGUUGAAAGGGACUUACACAGGGGCUCAACUGAAAUCAGGUCAUUCACAUCACAAAAGUCAUUGUUUCAGCCAGAAUUCAGACAUUUCGUCAAACUCAUAUGAAUUAAAUUAA
Messenger RNA from Clunio marinus, 198 nucleotides. The record is from the annotation of a GenBank genome assembly. NCBI's taxonomy places the organism in Eukaryota, Metazoa, Arthropoda, Insecta, Diptera, Chironomidae.